GAAAGAAAAACAAUUCUUUCGGCUGCUUUAUUUGAGGUAGAUGAAAAUUUUACUUUUGAACAUUUACUUUAUCAGGCGGAUAGUGAUUAUACUCCUGGAGAAAGUAUUAGAAUUGAUAUUCAGGUAAAAGGCACAAAUACAUGGCAUCACGUAAUAUCUGGCUUGGAAGAAAGCCUAGUUAUGUGUACUCGAGAAGAACAAAAUGUAUCACAUAUUAGAUUCACUAUUCAAAAUGAACGGUCCGCAAGUCCAAUUUCUUCUUCAUCUAAUAUUUUUAAUGAAAUGAUGAAUGCAUCAGCUAAAAAGGUUUUACCUGAUUUAAAACCAACAACAAAUCAGCUUUUACGUAAAAAUAAUCUUGGUUGGGAGUAUGGUACACACAACUCUGUUGGUAAAUCAUUUGUUAAUAAGCUUGCAUCGCUUAUUUAUUAUUUGGAUGAUAAGCAUAAGACACUUAAACAAUGCAGUCUUAAUAUACCAUUAAUUUUUCUUCAAUUACCAUUAUAUCAACAAAACUCAUAUUAUAAAAAUGGAUCACAUCAUAAAGCAAUUUUAAAGCAUGAAGAAUUAGAAUUUCAUGCUGAUAAAUUAGAAGAAAGUGUUUUAGUACCAUGGGCAAGUAAACCCAGCUGGGAUCAAAUUAUAUCUGUGACUAUAGAGUUAUAUUCAGUAGCUCGUUCAUAUGCUAAUUAUUUAGAAGCAGUUAACAAGCAUGUUCAAAAAAUUCAAGCUGCAUCUACUCCCACUAGAAGUCCUGAAGAUGAUAAUGUACUUGAAAUACGACCAUCAUGCUUAGUAGAUGAUAUUAAAGACAUAUAUUUUCCAAUUUCUGAGCAAAUUAAAUUAGCUGAUAAAUAUGAGGUUAUUUCACUUGAAGAAUUUUUACCUGAAACUAAAAAAAA
This is a messenger RNA of Racocetra fulgida, 902 nucleotides long. The record is from the annotation of a GenBank genome assembly. Lineage: Eukaryota; Fungi; Glomeromycota; Glomeromycetes; Diversisporales; Gigasporaceae.